Molecule: messenger RNA, 1857 nt
Organism: Rhizopus microsporus ATCC 52813
Lineage: Eukaryota; Fungi; Mucoromycota; Mucoromycetes; Mucorales; Rhizopodaceae
Exons: 2
Coding region: 64-1803 (579 amino acids)
Cellular component (GO): fungal-type vacuole membrane
Source: RefSeq, a predicted model, not a curated record
GAUACAAAUAUAUAUAUAUAUAUAUAAACCACUUAGCAACUAAUAACAAUAAUAAUAAUAGGCAUGGAUGGAUUAACAAAGACAGAGAUGCAGUCCCUAUCAUUUCCCAGCGCUCAUCCUUUAGGAGGUGUGGCUAUUUCAGGCACAGUAGGUUUGUACAACCCUUCAAAUGUCCUUAGCCUUCGCUUGGGAGACAUUGAUUUUGGCAUCUACCUUCCUGGUCCAGAAAAAGAUACUCAAAUUGCCAUUGUGCGGGCUGUCAAUGCAAACUUGAUAGGCAAUCAAAUGAACUACUUUAAUGUCACUGGCCGUACACUUCCUAUCACCUCUGAUGCCGAAAGUAUCAUGUCCUCUUUCCUCACCCAAUACCUACACGGUGAAAGCAGCCUGGUUCAUGUCCGCGGCAGUUCCUUUGGACCUGAUCCAAACCGACCCACCCACACUCCCGGUUGGCUUCGUGAGGCUCUUGAAGCGAUUACUAUUCAAGUACCGUUUCCAGGGGCAAGCGAGACAGACUUGAUUCAAAAAUUGGAGCUAUCUAAUAUCAAGAUUGACUUUUCUUCUCUGGGAGAUCCUCUCAUUUCAGCAGAUGCUGUUGCGUACCUGAAACAGCCCAAGGAAAUCGAAUUUGAUCUUGAUGUACAAAAGAUUCUUCCAACCGUCUAUCUCUACCUCAAUCAGGAAUCACUUCAUCCCUUUGCCGUCGUCAAACCAAAUGAGCCAUGCCCGGCUCAGACACAAAGGAUAAACGAUCAUAAGCUCAUGGUGACCUCGAAAAUGGAAAAGGCGCCUUUCAAGGUCUUGCCAGGCGGGCAAAAAGACUUUGAAGAGUUUUUGAAUCGCGUGUUUCAUGAAAAGAACGGAAGGGUGUACAUGCAAGGUAGUUCUGAUGCACAAGUGGAGAGUGCCUUUGGUCAUCUUACUGUUCAAAACCUUCAGUUUCAGGGAAGCCUUGAUAUUCAAGGCAUGCAAGGAUUGAAGAAUCCAGAGGUGACGUCUGUCUCUCUUGUCCGUGGAUAUCAGGAUGCACUUGAAAUCAGUACAACGCUCAAGAUCCAUAACCCUUCUAAUGCAGCUGUUAACUUGGGUGAUAUCAACAUGAUUUUGCUCUUUGAAGGUCACCCCGUGGGUAAUGCAACUGUACGUUUAUUAAACUUGAAGGCUGGAGAAGCAAGUGAUCUGAAAGUCUCGGCAUGGUUAGAAGCAAACAACACCUAUGCUAAUGACUUUAUCGGUCGUUAUAUUUCGACAGGUAUUGGUAAACAGUCGAAUGUAAAUCUCACUAUUUCUGGAGAUCAUCCAAACGCGACUCGUUCCAAGUUUAUCAGAUCGCUGAUCCGUAGUCUAGUAUUUCAUAUACCUGUUCCACCCUUUGAUAAGGAUCCACUGUUGAUCGAUUGUCAGAUGAACAUACUUUCAUCCACUAUUGUAAUGAGCCUAAGUAAUCCAUUUCCAGGCAUAACCAUGACGAUCAACAACAUACAUGCCCUUGCAUCCUAUGAGAUCUAUGAUAUCGGAAGUGUAGCAGCUGAUUUUGAAGACAAGAGCCAAGGUUGGAAGGAAGGGCCGAUGGUACUACCUGGCCCUCUGUGUCAUCCAGCCUGUCAAGGCGUCGUAGUUGAAUCAGAAAAGAUACCUGUCAUGACAAAGAAAUUGGGAUUUGAAGCAAUCAAGAAGGCUUUAGGUGGAUCCAUUGUCGUCUCUGUUGAAAGUCGUGUUGGUGUCAUGUUGGAUGACUAUAGACUGGAUGAUCUCAUGUACAGACAAAAUAAUAUUACUACCAAGGUUAGAAAAGGAUUCUGAUAAAUAAAUAAUAAUAAAAAGAAACACGCGCGGUAUUGGAAAAAGAGAGAAAAU